CCCCUCGCGGUCGAGUUCUGUCAUUUUCGAAAAUCCAUGGGUUCCCAGAUAUGCAUAACCAGGCGAUUACUUGUUACACCAAAACCUUCAUUCACAUGUUUUCCAUUAAAACAUUCGGUGAUGUUCCGUGGAGCAGCUACAUUGGCAGCCUCACAAACUUCCUCCACAUACAACCGAACCUUCUCCCACAUUUUCCAAGAUUGUUCGAGCCAAAGGGCCCUGUUUGCUGGGAAACAAGCCCAUGCCCUUAUGAUAACUUCUGGGUUUGUACCCACCGUCUUUGUUACCAAUUGUUUGAUUCAAUUGUACAUAAACUGCUCUUGUCUCCACUAUGCAGACAAAGUGUUUGAUAUCAUGCCUCAAAGAGACACGGUUACGUGGAAUGCAAUGAUUUCCAGGUAUACCAUGGUUGGUGAUCUGAGGAAGGCGGAGAUGGCUUUUGGCUUCAUGCCAAAUAGAGAUGUCAUAUCUUGGAAUUCUAUGAUGUCAGGGUACUUGCAGAAUGGAGAUCAUGAAAAAGCUGUCGAAGUUUUUGUAGAAAUGGGGAAAGAGGAUGUUGCUUUCGAUAGGACCACUUUUUCCGUUGCACUGAAAAUUAUCUCAGCCUUGGACGAUCUUGGUUUGGGGUUGCAGGUUCAUGGGUUGGUCACUAAAAUGUCAUUUAAUAUGGAUGUGACUGUUGGAACUGCAAUUGUUGAUAUGUAUUCCAAGUGCAAGAGACUAGAUGAGGCGAUGUGUUUCUUUACUGAAAUGUCAGAGAAGAAUUCUGUUUCUUGGAGUGCUUUGAUUGCAGGUCAUGUCCAGAACAACCAGCUUGUUGAGGGAUUAGAGCUUUUCAAGAAGAUGCAAAAUCAAGAACUCAGUGUUUGUCAGUCUACUUACGCCAGUCUCUUCAGGUCUUGUGCAGGGUUGUCCUACUUGAGUUUUGGUUGUCAGUUGCACGGCCAUACACUGAAGACCAAUUUUGCGUCUGAUUUCAUUGUAGGAACUUCCAUUUUGGAUAUGUAUGCAAAAUGCAGCAAGCUAACAGAAGCUCGGAAGGUAUUCGACCUCUUGCCAUUCCGCACUUUGCAAUCUUAUAAUGCAAUGAUUGUUGGGUAUGCUCGGGGAAACAAAAAGUUUGAGGCUUUAAGGUUAUUCCAGACUUUGAUCAAGUCUGGUCUUGGCUAUAAUGAAAUAGCUUUAUCAGGAGUGUUCAGUGCUUGUGCAGGAGCCAAAGCGCUUUCAGAAGGAGUUCAGUUCCAUGCAUUAGUCAUCAAGACACCUUUUCAAUCUAACAUUAGUGUGGCAAAUUCUGUUCUCGACAUGUAUGGGAAAUGCGAAGCACCUAAUGAAGCUCGUCGUCAGUUCGAUGAGAUGGAGUUUAGGGAUGCUGUGUCCUGGAAUGCCAUUAUUGCUGCUUGUGAGAAGAAUGGAUUAACAGAGGAAACCCUAAUGCUCUUUUUUUCCAUGAUUCAGUCAAAGAUGGAACCCGAUGAGUUCACUUAUGGCAGUGUUUUAAAAGUGUGUGCAGCCAAACAGGCUCUGCAACGCGGCAUGGAGAUCCAUAGCAGAAUCUUGAAAUCCGGAUUGGGAUUUCACUCAUUUAUAGGAAGCUCUCUUGUCGAUAUGUACUGCAAGUGUGGGAAGCUAAAAGAAGCCGAGAGGCUUCAUUACAGAAUGGAUGAACAAACCAUUGUUUCUUGGAACGCAAUAAUUUCUGGGUUCUCAAUGCACGAGCGCAGUGAAGAAGCUCAAAUUUUCUUUUCUAAAAUGUUGUGCGAGGAUGGAGUGAAACCGGACAACUUCACGUAUGCAACGGUUCUUGAUAUUUGUGCUAAUAUGGCGACCGUUGGACUCGGGAAGCAGAUCCAUGCCCAAAUCAUGAAACAAGAUUUGCUUUCGGAUGCCUACAUUAUAAGCACUCUUGUGGACAUGUAUUCAAAGUGUGGGGACCUUCAUGAUGCCAAGUUGGCUUUUGAGAAAGCUCCGAAAAAGGAUCUUGUGACAUGGAACGCCAUAAUAUGUGGGUCUGCCCAGCACGGCCUCGCAGAAGAUGCAUUGCAGAUUUUCGGAAGGAUGGAACAGGCAGGCAUUUUGCCCAACCACUCUACUUUUCUUGCAGUCCUCCGUGCUUGCGUCCAUAUGGGACUCGUAGAAAAGGGGUUGAGCUAUUUCAAUAUGAUGGAGAAGUACGGGCUGGAACAUCAAAUGGAACAUUUCUCGUGCAUGGUGGAAAUUUUAGGGCGGGCGGGUCGGGCGUCCGAUGCCCUGAAGCUUAUCCGGGAUAUGCCUUUCAUGGCCGACGACGUCACUUGGAGAACCCUGCUAAGUACCUGCAAAAUGAAUGUGAACGUAGAAGUGGCGGAAGUUGCUGCAAAUUCCCUUUUGCAGAUAGACCCCAUGGACUCGUCCACAUAUGUUCUUCUGUGCAAUGUUUAUGCCAAUGCAGGAAUGUGGGAACGGGUUGCGGGCAUAAGGAAGGAAAUGCGAUUUGGGUGUCUAAAGAAGGAACCGGGAUGUAGCUGGAUUGAGGUGAACUCUGAGGUGCAUAUGUUUUAUGUUGGAGACAAAGCUCAUCCUAGAUGCACAGACAUAUAUACAAACCUGGAUUUGCUGAUCACUGAAAUGAAGCUUGCUGGAACUGGAUAUGAACUUGGAUUGUGAACUUUCACCUUGCAGUGAUGAAGGUAAGUAGAUAACCCACAAGUCUUAUUUCUUUACUGAACCAUGGGAGCCAAAAUUCCUCAAAUAAAAUUCCUCAAAUAAAAUUCCUCUACGCUAAAAUUUUCUUUCUAGUUUUACUUGGGAUGCAUUAUAAGAAGUUUUUCUUCCCAUUGGUGUAUUUUUUUUCCAAAAUACAAAGAGAAAAAUAUACCCGAGUAAUCAAAAGCUGUCUAGAUU
This is a messenger RNA of Cuscuta campestris, 2883 nucleotides long. The record is from the annotation of a GenBank genome assembly. NCBI's taxonomy places the organism in Eukaryota, Viridiplantae, Streptophyta, Magnoliopsida, Solanales, Convolvulaceae.